AUGAUGGAGGACUUGGCAAUGAUGGCAGGCCUCCAGGCGCUGCUCCUUCAGACGUGCAGCCUCCUCAUCUUCUUCAUCGCUGCCGAACAAGUCUAUGUCGUCGUCUUCGUCGUCUCCGUUCUCAACCUUGGCUGGAGCCGCAUGGACGGGAGUCGCCUGCACAUUCAGAAAACGGUACAAACAAAUAAGAUAGAUGUCGAGUUCCAGGGGAGUUUAGUGCGUGUGGUGUCUUUAAGCGGUCAAACCUGCUGGGCCUCCCCAGGCCUCACCUUUGCACAUGGGACGGCCGCUGGUGUGGGGGACUUCUCCAGCACGGCCACUCUGGACUCCAGUUUGAGCAGCGCGGCCCUCAUCUCUGCCACCACUGACACAAAAACAGAGCUGUUGCAUUCAGACAGCGCGGCCUGGUUUUGGGCGGCUCAGCCGAGUAUCAUCACAGCGCAGGACACUGUGGAACCUCCGCAGUGGAAAGAGGGGCCUGAGGAGCCGAGACAGCUGCCAAACCACCUGACCCUUCUCACUGCACAAGCCACUUCUAAAUCGAGUGGCUUAACCGGCGUGCAGACAGCUGCUCCGGGCAGCCGGGUUCUGUGA
Molecule: messenger RNA, 594 nt
Organism: Menidia menidia (Atlantic silverside)
Lineage: Eukaryota; Metazoa; Chordata; Actinopteri; Atheriniformes; Atherinopsidae
Source: the annotation of a GenBank genome assembly